AUGGCAUCGUUAAAUUCAGAUAACUCUAAUAAAUUUCCUCGCAAUAAGAAAAGAGAAUCCAAUGGCCGGGGAGGGUCAGACAAUGGAAAUUCAAGAAAACCACCUCCACAAAAAUGGCGAUCAGCUGGUGAUAAACGACCGAGAUCCAGAACAUCUAAUACCUUUGACCGUCAAAGAGAAGAGGUAGUACAGAGUUAUCAAGAAGAAUAUGGUUCUAUGUAUGGUCCCAAAAAGGGCAAUUUAAAUCAUUUGCUGAAUUUUUCCUUUGCUCCAAGGGAAGUUGAUGCAUUUGUUGGUGGGAAUGUGAAAAGAACAAAAACUAACAGAGUCAGAUUUGAUAAGAAGCGAUUUCUUCAAGCAAAUUGUCAGUUUAUAGUUAAAGAUACUGGUGAUUAUUCUCUACAUACUGCUGAUCCUGAUAUCUUAGUUGACUGGAAUCUUGUUGAGCUAGUUAGAUUAUACAGUCACAAUGAGCCAGCUUGUCCUAUCUGUAUGGAUACACCUGUAGCUGCUAAAGUAACUCGAUGUGGACAUAUAUAUUGUUGGUCUUGUAUCUUACAUCUAUUAUCAUUGGAGGAUGGUUCAUGGGCAGAAUGUCCUAUCUGUUAUAGUCCUGUAUUAGCAAAGGAUUUAAGAAGUGCUGAAUCUGUGAUUAUCAAGUCAUAUAAAAUAGGUGAUAUAAUAACUAUGAAGCUAAUGAAAAGGGAAUGUGGCACCAACUAUUCUGUACCGAAAGAUAUCUGGUCUGAUAGACAGGGUAAACUUCAUAGAUAUUUAGAGGAUAUUAACAUAACUAAGUAUAUGAAGUUAUUAGCGGCCUCAGCUAGUGAGAUACUACAACAUGUAGUAGAUAGAGAGAAGACUAGCUUACAAACACAACUCAUAGACACUGAGGACUCUGAAGUUUGUUUCAUUGAAACAGCAUUAGCUCAACUUCAGGAGAGGGAGAAAGACCUGGUAAUGCAGGCAUUAGUAGAGACAAGUUUUAAUAAAUUUGACAAGAUGGCUCAACGGAAAGGAGACACAAAAACUGACGAUAAAAUCAAAGCUACUGCUAGUUUAACAGGAGAUAUAGACAGAAGAGUGAAAACAUUAUCAGUUGGUUCCACAACUUCAGAUGAAUAUCCUGAAAUUACUGCUGGUAGAUUUAAAACAUUCUCGGAGAGUUCUGUAUCGGAUAUUGAGGGUGCCCUAGAGAGUUGUAGUGAUAUGCCUACUAGUCAAUCUGUUCCCAGUGACCUAGGAGCCUGUGCUGCUGAAAUGAUAGAAGAUGUAACUAUAUCUGAAGAAAGUUACACAGAGCCUGAGAUGUCCACUGAUAUGAUGAACACCAAUAUACACAAGCCCAAGAAUAAACGUGUUUAUGUUUCUAAAAAUGGAUAUCACUGUUUUCAAGCUGAAGAUGGGCAACAAAUUUAUAUUCACAAUUUGAAUUCACGUUGUUUAACUCAUGAAUAUGGUAGUCUAGAACAAUCACCAGCCUCUAUAACAGCUAGAAUAAUAGAUAUUCGUACUAUGAAUAUGAGUGAAGAGUUACGAUCACGAACUAAGUAUCUGAAUCAUCUACCAUUAUCUAGUGAAUUUCAACAAGUUGAGUUGGAUCUUAAACCACCUAUAGUAUCUAGACCUACCCUUGAUUUAUUUCAUAGUGAAAUAGAUAGAAAGAAAAAAUCACGGAUAAGAAAAGAGAAGAGUGAAAGACAAAGAGAAAAACAAAUCAGUCUAGAGGAGGACAAGAGGAUGGGAAAAUAUCCUGAGUUGAAUAUAUCAUUGAAGAGUGAAUAUCAGUUCCCAUCACAUAUUAAUAGUUAUAAUGACCAUCCUGUAUUAUCAGUCCAGAGUCAGAGUGUCAGUGUAGAUAGUCCUGUAUCACCUGAUAUCACUACCCCAUCACCUCCUGAUGAUAGACAAUCCCUAUCCUUCGCACAAAUGUUGAGAAAUGGUCCAACUAAGAGUCCAGUACAAGCUUGGCCUAAACUUCAAUCUAAAGCCAGCAGUAGUCCAGUAGUGAAAGAAGAGAAGACUACAGUAUAUAUUGAUAGUGAUGGUGAAGAACUAGAAGAUUAUACCCCUGUACCCGAAUUUAAACAAUCAUUUGGUAAUGCUCUACAGGCAGCUUUAGAUAGCGCCACUGCCAAAUCAGAAUCCAAAUCAGCUGGGAAACAGAAGGAUGGGAAGAAGAAGAAAAAUAAAAAAGUGAAAUUAUUAUUUUCUACAUCAAUGAGUAGAGGAGCUACAGAAUAG
Lottia gigantea (owl limpet) is the source of this 2244-nucleotide messenger RNA. RefSeq lists its product as hypothetical. The coding region runs from base 1 to 2244 and encodes 747 amino acids. The transcript has 16 exons. Gene Ontology annotation, molecular function: transcription cis-regulatory region binding; metal ion binding. The record is from RefSeq and is a predicted model, not a curated record. NCBI's taxonomy places the organism in Eukaryota, Metazoa, Mollusca, Gastropoda, Lottiidae. Gene Ontology annotation, biological process: positive regulation of transcription by RNA polymerase II.